GGUAUGAAAUCAUAUUGUUCGAAAUUACGGGGUAGCCUAUGCGGUUUAUCAGCAUCAAAGACUUCCAAAGGAUUGACAACUUUCCGGCAGAAAAUCAUUUGCUCGGAAGUUGCAAAAAGACUACAGAGGGAGACGACUCCGCCCGCUGCAGGUGUGUCUCGCGUUACUCAACUGUUGACUCGAUCAUUUUCGACCAGAAGAAAUGAUGGGGUUUGGGACUUCUGGUAACGGUGGUUCGUCAUCGCCGUUGUCCAAUUUAUCGGCUUCAGCACCUCCUUUUUCGGUGGAUCGGUCCAAUUCCAAACCCGGUAGUAUAAACCCACCUGUGAAUUUCUCUGAAGCCCCUUAUGCUCUGCCUUUUCAUUCUUCUUUCCCUAAUUGGCAAUAUUCGCAUCACCCUUCAGCUUCUAGACCUGAUUUCUAUCCCAAUCAUAGAUCAGAAGUUGAUUCGAUUCGGACCACAUGUCUGCCUUCGACCGACAUACCAAACCCUAAUUUUAAUGCAGCAUCAAACCCUAAUUUCGGUGCUGCAUCCGAUUCCUUCUCUUUUCUGCAGUAUUCAAGUGAAGUGCCUAGUAAACAUGUUGGAGACAAGUCAUAUUAUCCUCCAUUUGUCUCACCGGUGAUUGAGGAUGAUGUCCCUUUGGUGGUCCUUAAUGAACCUAGCUAUGAUUUAUUGUCCAGUUCGCGUGCUCCAUUGGAUGGGCCUAUUCAAGUUGAUUACUCGGAUCUGGAGUACAUGCCACAGUGGGAUAGCUCUUGGAGCGGACUGUCUGACCUUGAGCAGGGCAAACGGGUUGGACUUGAUGGGAGUUUCUGCGCUGAGGAUAAAAAUAUUGCGGGUUCCUAUGUUUACAAGAAUUAUAUGAAACCAGAAGAUGCUUCUGUAGUUUCAAGUGGAAAAUAUGUUGAUGUAUUUGGCUCAGAAAGCCAAAUUGUUGCUCCAAGUAAAAAUAAAGUGCAAAAUUCCGGGUUCAUUUCCGGUGACUCCUCAAGAACAUCAAUCUCAGGAAGCUCAAUACUUCCAGAGUCUCAUGGACAGGGGCCCUUUCCCAAACCAGCUGCAAGUUUCUGGAAUCAUCAAAUUUCUUAUAAUGCAUCAUACGAUAAGUGCUUCCAACCUCUUGAAUCUUGCCAGAAUGAGUUCUUAUCAGUGAAAAAAUCUGCCCCUCCUCUUGUCAUCAGACCACCUCGAUCCAUUGGCACCAGUUCUACAGUGCCAAGUGGAGUUUCCACUAAAGAUGACAAAAAUAUCAGCAGUGUCAUAACUAUUAAAAGAAAGGGCUCUGGUUUCCAUGAUUCCUCUGAUCAAAAGGAGCCUUUCUUACACUUAAAAAGAGCCGAUUAUUUCUUUGUUGCAUCAUCCUCUACUGGAAAAGUAGAGAGGGAAUACAAGCCUACUACUAAGGGUGUCUUGAAUUUUGUAUCUAAAGGUGAAAUGGAAUUCCAACCCGCUGAUACAAAUGUACCAGAUGGCUUGACUUUGGAAAAUGAUAAUGCUAAAAAAGCCUUUGCUUCAGUUGAGGAUUCUCCAGAGAGUUUAGAUCAUUGCAAUCCUUCUGUGGAUUCACCUUGCUGGAAAGGUGCUCCAGCUUCUUGUUUCUCUCUGCCCGAAGUAUCUGAAACUUGCACUAGCUUAAAUCGUCAACAAAUUCAGAGCUUUCCUCCAACUUAUGAUACUGUGAAGUCGUAUGAGGAGAAUGGGUAUGUGGAACUUGGUUCAUUGCUUUGUCCUGAAAAACUUCCGAACACUAAUUGCCCAGUCAGAGAGCAUACUUCAGUUGACGAGGCGAAAGCAGGAUUUGAUAUUCCAACAUUAACUAGCAACAAGGGGGUUCAGUUUUCUAAUAACGUUGGUAAGCCAAGAAAAGAAUGUGGCUUCCAUAAUGACUCAAUAGGUUUUCCAGAUUCAAAACCUGGUCACACAAAAGAACUGGGUCUUGAAAAGCGUGAGGUUACAUAUGAAACAGAUUUCAAACCGUAUGAUGGGUUGAAUACUAAUGAUGCCUCAGAAGAUGGUUCUGUGCCUCUUCAUGGUAUGGAAAGCACUUCAUGUUUGCCUUGUUCUGCAGAAAAUGAAAAUAAGCUGGGCAAAGGGGAUGUGACGGAAUCAAUUCCAAAAAUGAAUGUCCAAAUGAUGGUUAACACAGUACAUAACCUCUCGGAAUUGCUUUUAUUUUACUGUUCAGACGAUGUAUCUGCAGUAUCGGAAAAAGAUCAUGCAGCCAUUAAGCAGGCAAUCAACAAUCUUGAUACGUGUAUAUCAAUGAAGAUUCCUCCUAUGAAACCAACACAAGAAUCAAGGCUUCCCCAACAAGGCACUUUUUGUGAACCUAAUCUUCGUAAGGGUGUCACUGAAGCCAGGUCUCCGGUGACAAAGGAACCUGAUGUUAGUCUUGAUAUUCGGUUGGAUGACCGCCAUAGAUAUAAGGGGACAACGAACAAUAAUUCUUCUGGCAAGAAAGUUGAGGAAUGUGCGGAUUUUUUCUCUUUAAGGGAUGAUGCAGACAUUAUGAAAGAUGAUAAAAUGGUGCAGGCUAUAAAGGGUAUUCUUAAGGAGGAUUUUAUUGGAGAGAACGAAAUCCCAUCAGAAACUCUCUUGUAUAAGAAUUUAUGGCUUGAGGCUGAAGCUGCCUUGUGUUCCAUUAGUUAUAGAGCUCGCUUCAACCGUAUGAAGAUUGAGAUGGAAAAACGCAAGUCCGACAACAUGAAAGAUGUAGAUUAUCUAGAGGUUGCUGAGAAGGAACCGAUCUCCGAGGUCUCUCCUGAUUGGAACAUAACCCAGAAAGUGACACCAGAGGCUGAAGAUAACCCAAUAUCCGGUAUCUCCAUUUGGGAUUCCUCUACUUCAACUAUAACAAAGAGUGUUGAUGAUGUCGAGGCUUCUGUCAUGGCCAGAUUGGAUAUCCUUAAACGCAGGGGUCAGAGCUCAAACUCCGAAGUUGCAAAAGGGCAGCGACUGACGGAGGUGGUUGAUGUGGGAUUUGCAGUCAAGAGCAACCAUUUUCCGUUUGUCGGAGAUCGGUCCGAGGCUGGCAGUUUGAACUUAUCUGAUGAAUUUAAUUUGCAGAAUUCAUGUGGCAACAGUAAACUAGACGAGUUUGGCCCAUACAUAAGUAGUAGUUAUAUGCAUAGUUCAGAUGAUCGGGUGAUUGGAUCUGGUAGGAAAAAGAGGAUGGGAAGUCGGAUCUUUUCUGGUUGGAAUGAUAGCUCUUCAUCAGAUUGGGAGCAUGUGCUGAAGGAUGAAUUUUCAGGUCAGAAUUGAUGAACUUCAAGGUCUGAAUCCACACCUGUAAAUUCUGUUUGAGAGAGAGAUUUCUCCCAGCAUAUGUAAAAAGUGUUUGGUAUUCGUUUGAAUUACUGAAAACCCGUAUCUUGAGAUUUCUCCAAGCAUAUGUAAAAAGCGUUUGGUUUUCGUUUGAAUUACUGAAAACCCAGAUGUUCAGAUGUUAUAUGAGUUGCUUGAAUGAUCUGUCA
This is a messenger RNA of Rhododendron vialii, 3477 nucleotides long. RefSeq lists its product as uncharacterized. NCBI's taxonomy places the organism in Eukaryota, Viridiplantae, Streptophyta, Magnoliopsida, Ericales, Ericaceae. The transcript is spliced from 6 exons. Bases 203 to 3265 code for a protein of 1020 amino acids. The record is from RefSeq and is a predicted model, not a curated record.